UCCGGGCCGCGCCUGCCCCGUACCGCGCACGGCGGGGGGGCGGCCGAGCCCGCCCCCUGCGCCCGCCGGGCCGCGCUCGCCGCUGUCCCCGCCUGCCUCCGCCUCCAGCUCCGCCCGGGCGCUGGGAGCGGCGGCAACUUCCCCUCAAGUCCGCCCGGCGGCUGGGGGACGAUGCGACCCAGCUGAGCGCGGCCCGAGAGGGGCGGGCGCGCCGAGGAGAGGCAGCGUCGGCAGCAGCGGCAGCCCCGCCGCCCUAGUCUGAGUAGCCCGGCAGCCGCCCGCCUCAGCCCCCUGCCCUUCCCCGGUCGGGGCGGGAGCCGCCGCGGCCGUCCCAUGUCCCGCAAGGCCAGCGAUAAUGUGGAAUACACGCUGCGGAGCCUGAGCAACCUGAUGGGCGAGAAGAGGCGGCGGCAGGCGGACGGGGCCGCCGGCUCGGGCGCGGCGGCGGGCGAGCGGAGCCUCAUCGCCGCCGAGUCCUGUUCCAGCCUCAACAGCGCGGCGUCGGGCGGAGAGCUGGAGCGGGCGGCGCGGCGCCAGUUCCAGCAGGACGAGACCCCCGGCUUCGUCUACGUGGUGUCGGUCUUCUCCGCCCUGGGGGGCUUCCUCUUCGGCUACGACACCGGCGUGGUGUCGGGGGCCCUGCUCCUCCUCAAGAGGGAGCUCAACCUGGACGCGCUCUGGCAGGAGCUGCUCGUCUCCAGCACGGUGGGCGCCGCCGCCCUGUCCGCCCUGGCCGGCGGCGUCCUGAACGGGCUGUGCGGCCGGCGGCCCUGCAUCCUGCUGGCCAGCGGCCUCUUCACGGCGGGGUCCGGCGUGCUGGCCGCCGCCCGGGACAAGGAGACGCUGCUGGCGGGACGCGUGGUGGUGGGGCUGGGCAUCGGUGUAGCAUCUAUGACUGUGCCAGUGUACAUCGCAGAAGUGGCUCCGCCGCACUUACGAGGCAGAUUAGUCACCAUUAACACUCUCUUCAUCACUGGAGGGCAGUUUUUCGCAAGUGUUAUUGAUGGAAUCUUCAGCUACCUCGCGAAGGAUGGAUGGAGGUACAUGCUGGGCCUGUCAGCUGUACCAGCAGUUAUACAGUUUCUUGGAUUCCUAUUUCUUCCCGAAAGUCCCCGCUGGCUCAUUCAGAAAGGCCAGACUCAGAGAGCACGGAGAAUUUUGUCUCAAAUGCGUGGCAACCAGGCAAUUGAUGAAGAGUAUGACAGUAUCAAAAACAACAUUGAAGAAGAAGAAAAAGAAGUUGGAGCAGCUGGACCUGUGAUCUGCAGAAUGCUAACAUACCCUCCAACUCGAAGAGCCUUAAUUGUGGGUUGUGGUCUGCAGAUGUUUCAACAACUGUCAGGGAUUAACACCGUCAUGUACUACAGUGCUACCAUUUUGCAGAUGUCAGGAGUGGAAGAUGACAGGCUUGCAAUCUGGCUGGCUGCACUGACAGCAUUUAUAAACUUCAUUUUUACUCUUGUGGGAGUCUGGCUUGUUGAAAGAAUGGGUCGCCGGAAACUUACGCUUGGUAGCUUAACAGGUACUGCUGUAGCACUCAUUAUCCUAGCUUCGGGAUUUUUGCUAUCAGCUCAGGUGUCGCCAAGAAUCACACUUAAUCCACCAGAUCCUUCGCAUCAAAACUCUACCUGCACAAAAUACAGUUAUUGCAAUGGAUGUAUGUUAGAUCCAGACUGUGGUCUCUGCUACAAAUUGAGUAACUCAAGUGUUGUUGAGUCCUCAUGCAUUCCUGUUGAUAAAGAUUCUACAAUGAAAGCAGCUUGGGGCAGGUGUUCAAAUGAAACCGUAUUCAAAAAGGAAGAUUUAUUUUGGGCAUACAAUUUCUGUCCCACUCCGUACUCUUGGACAGCACUUCUGGGCCUUAUUUUGUAUUUGGUUUUUUUUGCACCUGGGAUGGGUCCUAUGCCCUGGACUGUCAAUUCUGAAAUUUAUCCACUUUGGGCUAGAAGUACAGGAAAUGCGUGUUCUUCUGGAGUCAACUGGGUUUUCAAUGUGCUCGUGUCACUGACAUUUCUGCAUGCAGCUGAAUAUCUGACAUACUAUGGAGCCUUCUUCCUCUACGCAGGGUUUGCUGCCUUGGGACUGGUUUUCAUCUACGGCUGCCUUCCUGAGACUAAAGGGAAAAAACUGGAAGAAAUUGAAUCUUUGUUUGAAAACAGGCUAUGUACAUGUGGUAUGUCAGAUUCUGAUGAAGGAAGGUAUAUCGAGUAUAUUCGGGUGAAGGGAAGUAAUUACCAUCUUUCUGACAAUGAUGCUUCUGAUGUGGAAUAAUUUUCAGCUGCUGAUGUAUUUAAUCAUUUAAAAGCCUUCUGGGGGAAAAGCAGCUCUCUGAUGACCUCACUGCCCUGCUUCUGGUCUGGUUCUCCUUUCUACUGUGUAUUUAAAAAUGCCUUCAUGUUCAAUGCUCCAUUUGGGAGAAAAUUCUAGAUGCUAGCAUUUUCUUGAUAACUAAAAGCAAUGGCUUCCAAAAGAGAUUGAAUUCCACAAUUAUGUGACUUCACCGAGUGUGUGUGACACUGCUCCAUCCCCAGAUGUUUAAUAGGGUGCACUGUACCAGAUGAAUACAGAAGGCUAUCCGAGAUGGUCGGGGGUUGUCCUUAUCUGCAAUACUGACAAAACCUAAAAUAGUCGAGUGGCUGAUGAGAAAGCAGCUGGCAGGUAUCGGAUCCCCAUCCCACAGGAGCCAAGGAAGAAGCUCUGCUGUGCAGUAUAGCAAAGGAUAAAUGCAUAAGCUGCUGUAGCAGUAACCAUAUCAUAGGGUUAACUGAUCAGCAAAAUACAAAUACCUGCUGUAGCUAUCAGUGGGACAGUUCCCAAAUUUACCCAAAGACAAUUUACAUUAUUUAUUUGAGAUAGCAAGUAGAGAGCCAUACUCACUUUGAUGGGGGUUCACUAGGGUGGUGUGUGUCUGUGCUACACCGGGUUAUCCACCCACGACUACUCCUGAGUACACGUUGCAGCUGGGAGUUCAUGUUUGUGAGAAAAACUGGCAAAAUUAAUUAUUGAUAGCAGGAAAACAGCUCAGUAUGUGGCUGCACUUACAAAUGUACUGGUAUAUAUUGCUAGGUACAACAUAGAGGUUUCAGUUUAAAAAAAAAUUGUAUUUGUUUUCCUUUUUAGCGUUAGAGCAUACUGGUUUGUGCCUAGUUUUGAACACAAAAAUACCAUUAGCUAAAAGAAAGAGAAGGAGGGGAGAGGGUUUGUGCUGCUAAAUGCACAGUGGUCAUCCCUCCUGUGCCUUUUGCUUGUGAAUAAUAAUUAUUGCCUUCAGUUUAUCUCCAUAUGUGCUGAGCAAAUUACUCCCAGCACAUUUUUCUUCAAAUUUUCUUAGUCAGUUUUGGUGUGUUGCUGGAUCUAAAGAGAAACAUUAGCCAUGGGCAGAAGCCUGCGUCUCAUAUUAAUUGCCUUACCAAAGCAUUGCAAACUUGUCAAGAAAAUGUCAGGCACAAAACUAACUUGGCUGCCUUUAGCAUGGUAAUGAAAAUAUGAAUGGUAUUUUAUUCGCCUGCCAUGAUUGCUUCCCUUGGCAAAUUGAAUUUUAUGCAGCUACAUAAAAAUAUUAUGGUUUUUUUUCCUUUGUCCUGUCCUCACUGCUUUAAGUCUUCAAAGAUAUGAGUUUGAAAGCAUCAAUAAUUCAAAUUCUUAUCUUUGAAACAUUUGCUUCAUGAAAGAAUGUGGAAAAAUUCCUCUGCCUGUGGGCUGAUGCCCAUUUAUUUGGUAAAAAAUAUGUUUUUCAUUGUGUAAAGAUUAAAGAAGUCAUUAGGUUCAUUAGCUUUUAUAGAUUUGGUUUGUGGGUUUUUCUUAGGUUGAAAAAUAUUUUCAAUGUUGGAUUGCUAUCAAAACCAAGCCUGAACAUUUGUUACUAAAUUACUGGAUAACAUAGGAUUUUGUUGUUGUAAAGAAGUCUGACAUUAUGUUAUCUAAUCUUCUGGGGGGGGGGGGGAGUUCGUAUCCUCCAAUUAUUGACCUUCAGGGAUUGGGUGUGUUUUGAUUUCUUUUCUUUUCUCUUUUUUUGUUAAUCAGAGAAAUAUUUUUGGAAAGAAAACAUUUUAAGAACUCCUUCUGUGACUUGACUGGGGCUAAGAGGGAAAAACAUAGUAGACAGAGGGAAUUUCAAAUUAAUCUUUGCAAAGAGCAGCUCGACCUUGAACGUCUCCUGUGUGGUGAGAGGGCUGGAUUCUUACGCCUUCCAUUUUGCCUCCCUUUUAAGCGCACAAUAUUUUUAUGCUUGAAAGCACCAGCUGUAGAAAAUGCUGAGGUCUCCAGAUCUAUCUGUUGAAAGUGCUGAGGUCCUCAGACCUCCCUACAAAUUCCCCUGCUGUGGGAUGUCUCCCUUUGGCUGUCACCUCUUUGAAGCCUUCACUGAAGGUGCAGUAUCUGAAAUGAGAAAAAGAGAUACUUGGCACAGAGAAGAACAAAAUCUUUUCAAGGAGACAUUAACCUUUUUCUGAAACCAAAAAAUUGUGUUUGAAGCCCAGUAUUGGAUGCAGUUUUGUUACCUAGAGCAGUGUGUGAAUAGGUGUGUAACAGCCAACCUGUGCUUACGCACUUGAGAGGUUUAAGUGGCUAUUUUCUGGCUUCCGGGAUGGGGGACUUAGGGUUCUGAUGGUCCCAAAAGCAUGAGCCCACACUCACCUUCACACCUGGGAGCAUUCCCUUGCUUGGUGUGUUUUACUGGAGCAGGAGCAAGGCAGGACCUGGUGUUCCUGCCCCGUGUCAGUGCUCACCUUGUGUCCAUAGGGAGAGGGAACGCUGCAGGUAUGGGCAUAACUGAAGUGGAGCUGCUGGAAAGGUCACUGGCAUGGGGUCAGCAGCCUCUUCUCUUUUGCAGGCAGUGCUGGGGCUUUUUAGCAGCAGCAGAUCAUCUCUCUCUGCCAGCCUUGUUUCGUGGACCUUCCCAAAGGGGCGCUCAGUCGUGUACAGCACUGGGCUCAUUUUCUCACGCAGGUUCUGUCUUACUGAAAAUGGUUUUCUGAAGGUUUGUAUCCCCUGUCCUUUCUCACAAGACACAGCAAUUGAAACAUGCAUUUUAUUCCUCACUGCUACUGGUCAUGAGGAUACAAAAUACAUUGGAUUCUUUAUUGUCCCUCCCUGUUCUGCGCCCACGGAGAGCAGGGUUUAAGUCUUCCUUUUAGGGUUUCUUCACACCAAGACAGCAUUCCAUACUUUACAAACACUGAACAUAAACCAAGAAUCACGUGUAUUAAAAAUUAUAUCAGAUACUUCGAAUUAAUCUUACACAGUUAAGGUUUUAUUUUUAGAAUCUGUGAGCAUUUAGAGUUUAUGAAGAAAAUUAGAAAUAUAUAUCUAUUUUGCAAAUAUUUUUUAUAUUUAUUAGUAUUUUAAGUUUUAAGAGAUUUUUUCUAAAGGUAGAUUUAGUAACAUUCCAGAUAAAAGAAUAAAAAUACAGUGUAACCCAAUAAUUUCUUACUACAAGAUUUUAAUUUAUGAAGUAGCAUAAAUAAUAUGUCUAAGCACAAUAUUCUUUUAUUGAAAGCUUUUUGUAGAAGAUGUGAAAUUGUUUCUUCACAAGGACUGCAGACUUAAUUCAGGUAUUCUGUGUAUCAGGAAUGCUAGAGUAAUACUUCUGGUAGAUGAUUAUACACAACAAUUGGAGAUCUUCUAGUUCUGAAUUAUCUACCAACUCUACAUGUAGUGAGCUAACACCAAGUAUAAAAGAAACAGUCCUGAUAGAUUUUUAAUAUUUUUAAAUUUAAUUCAUGUUAAUUUGCAUAUAGUUGUUUGUUCACCAUGCUGAGUAAUUUGAGAUAAUUUGGCACUUUUCUUCCCCUUUGUCACUUUGUUGAUCAAAAUAAUAUUUUAACAAAGGAACCAAACCUGUUUUGAAAAUAGAGUCAAAGCAAGCCCAGGAAUCAUUUGGAGGGCUGGAGUUGCAUUGCUGUGUGGGCACCUUGGAUCGGUCACUCUUGUAGACAUUUCCUUGGGAGGUGCAGUGACAACUCCGGCAGAAAUCAUGGGGCAAGAAAGGGUAAAUCACAAAGGACCAUUGCUCCAACACUAACUUAUUGUUGCAUGGGUUGAUAAUGCUGCAUUUCACUCGGGUAGGAGUUAGGGCUGGGACAGGAGAAGAAGGAAAUGAUGCAUCAAAAGCACCACAAAGUCAAAUUUCAGUAGGAAUGGGUGUUGUAGCCAUGCUCUGACUUCUCUCCCUUGUGGGGAUGAGGAUGCUGUGCUUGGUCCUGUGGAUAGGAAUGGAGGGCUGUCAGGGGAAGAAGCAAUCUGGUCUUGCUCUCCCAUGCCUGUGUGGAGGUGAGGAUGUGGCAAUGGAGUUGGCAAAGCUAGUAUGUUCUUCCUCGGUGAAAUCUCUUUUGCCAUUCGUAGUCACUUGAGCUGAGCACGGGGGAGAAGUUUUGACCUUCAGGGGCUGCUAAAGGCUUUGAGCAAAGGUCUUGCCUUAGGCCAUGGGAGUAUUGGGUGUAGUUCCACAGGCAUUCAGUGGGCAAGGAAAAGACAGACCCUGUACUUCUCUGCUUUUUACCCAGCUUUCUACUUCUCGUUGAUGCUCUUCUAACGUGGUUGUUUUGAAAUUUUACUUGCAUAAGGGGCUUUGUUGGCUGAACAGCACUACUGCAAAAGAGGCAGAAUAUUUACAGCAGAGAAUGACCUUGGGGUAUAAAUCAGGGCAGAAGAGACAGUUCUGCAAAGCACUUUAAUGAGUAAGAUAUGUGUGCACUAUUUUCUGAGAGAAUCAAGCUAACCAAACCCAUUCCUCUGCAUUGGGAAGAAAAUCAAGCUUUGUGUACCAGGCCAGAAGCAGAUAAUGCCACAAUAUGUGCUUUAUGGCAAAAUGUGUUUUUAUUGCGGGUAACAUUUACAGCUUACAUGUAGCUGCUGCCUAUAAAGUGACUCAAUUGUUCUCUGGAUUUUAAGAAGUCAUACUUUUGUGCAAAAAUCUUAGUGGUUUUCUAUCAAUCUUCAUCACCUUGUGUACAGUACAGUUAAGCAUAAUCCACAAGUGGUCUAGAUUGUGGCAGUGUUACAAAUGUCAGCACAGUAAAAUUCUAGGUGAACAUUGUUAAAGAAAUAUUGUUGUUUGUGAUACUGGGGGUUAAAAUUCCUCAAAGGCAACUAUAUAUAUAGAUUUUAAAAGUCUGAAAACAAAAAGGCAGUUCUUAUCUAUUUUGUGUAUGUUUUCAUAUAGAGAAGGAGUUUUUUAUGUGCCAAUAACCAUCACUGUAGUGUUUUGUAAAUGGGUGUUAAUAGUGUUGCAGAGUUCUGUAUAUGAGAAUAUACUUUAGCCACAAAGACCUGUUAGUGUGAACCAGCGGCAUGUUUUUAAUCUUACUCACACCUCUCAUCAGAGGUGCUCACUUGUUGGCUUCAGUAGAGCUCACUCAUGCCAGGGGAAGUUUGACAAGAGUCAGGCCUCAAGAAUACAGACUUCAUCUAAAUCCAUGCUUUUUCACAUUGUCCCUAGAUAGUAUGUUACAUGUGAAUGAUCUGCCACAUGUAAUUUUAAGGCUUCAACUCCAGUUCAGUUGCUUCUUGAUUUUGUUGAGAAAAAUUUUGUCCGAAUUUGCUUUGGCCUUUCAUCCCAUUUAUAUAAAUAAGGAGCAUACUGAUGAAUUAUGACUAUUGUCCACCUAUUUGUAAAGGAACCAUCUGUUUCUGAAGUGUUAAAAUAAAGGCAAAUUUCUCUGGCUGCCUUAAACAUUACACAGACUUCAGAGAGGACUGAAUGUAUGACCAUCAUCGUGACUUCUGCAGGAGAAGCUUCAUGGAUCCUCAGCAGGUAUGAAACGAGAUGGUUUCAUGGUGCUGGGAUGCUGUGUUACACUGCGGGCCCUGCCUAGUGCACGCCUGCCAUCUGUUUGAUUUCAAGUGUUCCAACAGUCCCCGUGAAACUGAUAGGAUUAUUCAUGUGCUUGAUACUCUCCAUGUGCUCAGUGUCCUGCUGGUCCGGGACGUCGCUGGGAAGUGGCACGAGUCAUGUCUCUGCUUUCCAUUGUGAAUCUCACUCCUCUACAAAAUGGUUAACUGGAUCUUUGUGUGACAAAUGCUGUGUAGAAUAUUCGAGACAUUAUUGGGGACCAAGUUGAUAGUAAUAAUUCCAUGCUGAAUAAUGUGCACAUGGUGCCAUCAGGCACACUGUAAUCCCUGGGCACGGGUUAUGGUAUUUAGUACAAAACAGGUUUUGGCAAAACAAUUUGCUAGGUCGUCCAAGUCAUUUCUUAACCAUGUCAAACAUGUGCCAUUUCCAUUUCCAACCAGUCAAGCCUAUAAUGUAUGAAAGUGUUGUACAUUUUCUGAAACUUAAGUGAUGUAAAAUUAUUUAAUUGACUUAUGAUUGCUUUAAUGAAGUUUGUCUUUACAUAAAAAUAAAUAUCUUCAAAGAACUGUCAGUGCCAGAAGUGUAAAUGAACAAAAUAAAAGGUGAGAUACUUA
Molecule: messenger RNA, 8406 nt
Organism: Poecile atricapillus (Black-capped chickadee)
Lineage: Eukaryota; Metazoa; Chordata; Aves; Passeriformes; Paridae
Product: proton myo-inositol cotransporter-like
Exons: 10
Coding region: 334-2271 (645 amino acids)
Biological process (GO): transmembrane transport
Cellular component (GO): membrane
Molecular function (GO): myo-inositol:proton symporter activity
Source: RefSeq, a predicted model, not a curated record